GACGCAGUUCGUUCUCCCAGGCUCCGAGUCGCAUUUUCCGGUUGUUUCCUGUCUUCACGCAGAAAUGCCAGACCCAGCGAAAUCGGCUCCAGCUCCCAAGAAGGGCUCCAAGAAGGCUGUUACGAAGGUGCAGAAGAAGGACGGUAAGAAGCGUAAGCGCAGCCGCAAGGAGAGCUACUCCGUUUACGUGUACAAGGUGCUGAAGCAGGUCCACCCCGACACCGGCAUCUCGUCCAAGGCCAUGGGCAUCAUGAACUCCUUCGUCAACGACAUCUUCGAGCGCAUCGCCGGCGAAGCGUCCCGCCUGGCGCAUUACAACAAGCGCUCGACCAUCACGUCCCGGGAGAUCCAGACGGCCGUGCGCCUGCUGCUGCCCGGCGAGCUGGCCAAGCACGCCGUGUCCGAGGGCACCAAGGCCGUCACCAAAUACACCAGCUCCAAGUGAGGGCUCUCGAGAGACGGACUAGAUCAGCUACUUUCCCCCAAAGGCUCUUUUCAGAGCCGCCUAAGUUAUCUGAAAAAGAUGGCUGUAAACACUCCGGUAUAUUUAGCUUUUGGUUAUGUAAGGUGGGGCUGUAAUAAACGUCGUCCUCACUAUUGUGUCAUCUAGCGGUACGAAUCAGUUUCAGCAAAUAACACAAGGUGGGGGUUAUUUUCCCUAACGUACAGGUGGAAAGUCGCUGGUUCCCAUCCUCCUCCCCUCUGAAGGUUUAAUCCGUUGUUUAUUGUCACCACACAUCUUUAGGUAUCUGUCAGAGUCAUACUUAAAAAAAAUCAUUUCCUGGCCUACCUGUAAAUCUUGAUUUAGUCAUGUUCCCCUGCCCUAACUUCCUCUAGCCGAGUGCUUUCUAAUCCUGGCGGGAGAUAUUUUCCCCUACUCCCGUGGGCCAGUUAGUAGUGCUUGGAGACAUUUUUGGUUAUCAUGACUUGGUGGAGGCCAGGGACGCUAUUAAACCCCCUAUACUGCGUGAGACAACCCUCCCCAACAGAAUUAGCACCUAUAGUUUGUGGGAGAAGCCCCAGCAACAAAUAAUUAUCUGACCCGGAACGUCAAUCCUUGUGCCGCGGUAGAAGAGA
This is a messenger RNA of Trichechus manatus latirostris (Florida manatee), 1077 nucleotides long. RefSeq names its product histone H2B type 2-F. NCBI's taxonomy places the organism in Eukaryota, Metazoa, Chordata, Mammalia, Sirenia, Trichechidae. Gene Ontology annotation, cellular component: nucleosome. The transcript has a single exon. Gene Ontology annotation, molecular function: protein heterodimerization activity; structural constituent of chromatin; DNA binding. The record is from RefSeq and is a predicted model, not a curated record. The coding region runs from base 65 to 445 and encodes 126 amino acids.